Messenger RNA from Moneuplotes crassus, 334 nucleotides. Lineage: Eukaryota; Ciliophora; Spirotrichea; Euplotida; Euplotidae. The record is from the annotation of a GenBank genome assembly.
GCCAUUUGCAAAAUCCUGCUGUAAGUCAACAAAUGGCUGAAAUUCUCAGUCUUCCCAAGCAGGCUUAUCUUCUUGUACACUUCUGAGAUAGAAUACUUUCCUGACAAAAGACUUAUAAUUAUAUAUUUUUACCCUCGACUGGCUAUUCAAGUUGCUCUGAAAGUGAGAAGGAUGCCAACUUUGAGUUCUCUGAUGUCCUUAGAAAUAACCAACUUAUAUUUAAAUAUCAUAAAAUUUAUCAUUCUUUAAAAUUCUCCCUCAUAAAAUAGCACCAACAGAAUUUCUCCAAAACUUCUAUUAUAGUUAUACUCAGUACAGUCAGUCAAAUUUUUCA